UUUUUCUUAAAUCAAUCAAUGAAAUAAAUAUAUGCCAAAUUCAACGCCUUAAAAUAUUUCAAAAUAUUCAAAUCAAACAUGAGUGUAAGUGAAAAAACUUUUCCUGGCCGAAUUCAGUUGAUAAGAAAAAUAAGUGCACAAGAUCCAUUAUUGGACAAGAAACAACAAGACAUUCGAAAAGAAACAGAAGAUGAGAACAUUCAAAAAUUUCAAAUUUUACCAAUUGAACAUCAUUCAUCAGGAUUUGGCAAUGGAAUUAUAACAUUGAACGACUGUUGUUUUCAUUUUAAGUGUCCUGAGAUUAUUAAAGAGAGUAGGGGACAAAAUCGGCUGUAUUUCAAAAGCAAUGAAGAUUCAAAGGCUAAUAGGACCAAGGAGAGUAUCUGUGUUACUAAUACCAGGUAUUCUGUUAUACCAAAUGUAUCCAAGUCAAUGGGAUUUAAAAUUGUGAAGGAUAUGAAAUUGUGGAAUAUUUUGUGGACAGAUUCGAUGCCAGGAGUAGAAGUGUAUAAGAAUAUGAAACGUUUUCAGCAAAUCAAUCAUUUUCCCGGAAUGAUUGAAAUCUGUAGAAAAGAUCUUCUUUCUCGAAAUUUAAACAGGAUGUUAAAAUUAUAUCCGUAUGAUUAUGACAUUUUUCCAAAGACAUGGAUUUUCCCAGCCGAGUAAGUAUUUAACGUAAUAAGUGCUUAUUAAACAAAGAAAUCUGGAAUCAAAUAAACUGAUUCCAUACUAAACACAGACGAAUAGACCUUUGUUAUUUUAUGAAAACUGCAAGUUUUUUGGUGUAUGUCUCUAAUAAAGGUAAGAACAAUCGCCGACUAUGAAGCUUGGAACAAAUUGGCUUUGAUAGGUAGAAGGUAUUAAGGAUCUAAAAAAUUGCAACUCAAAUUAGUUAAAUAAUAAAAUAAUGUCAAUUUGUUUUCUCAGACCAUAAAUGUGUGUGACAUGGCGUAAUAACCAUCGAACUGUCCAACAGGCUUAGGAAAAAUCUUUUAAUAUUUUCCCAAGGACAUCUCUGACAAACUUCAUAGUCAGGGAUCGUUCUUACCUUUAUUGGGGCAUGUAUAGUUAAA
Episyrphus balteatus (marmalade hoverfly) is the source of this 1073-nucleotide messenger RNA. Its product is annotated as tubulin polyglutamylase TTLL13-like. Gene Ontology annotation, molecular function: tubulin-glutamic acid ligase activity; tubulin binding. NCBI's taxonomy places the organism in Eukaryota, Metazoa, Arthropoda, Insecta, Diptera, Syrphidae. Gene Ontology annotation, cellular component: cilium. Gene Ontology annotation, biological process: microtubule cytoskeleton organization; protein polyglutamylation. The transcript has 2 exons. The coding region runs from base 79 to 666 and encodes 195 amino acids. The record is from RefSeq and is a predicted model, not a curated record.